UAUAAUAAGAUAAGGUUAACAAAUGUGAUGAUUAAAAUGGACUAUUUUUUACGGUUGAAUUGUCGUAGUGGAGUACCGGAAAGUUGUGGUUUCAAGUUGACCGCCACAAAUCAGGUGGGAUUAUUGAUCCUAGAAGAGCAUUCAUGCUGAUUCGUGCUUUGACUGUCGUCCAACUUACGUCGUGUAUGGCGUCAUUAUUUUAUUCUAUGAAACUAUAUCAAUUUAUAAGAGUUUUCAGCGUCUUUAUUAUUUAAAGUGGUUCUUCGAAAAUAAUCAAAAAAUUUUGAUGUUUGAUUUUUGCUGUGCGUGUUUGUGUUAUUUAUUAGAUAAAAAUUUCAAAAAGCUAUUGUAGAAAUUUAUACGCAUACAGCGGACUGCAGUCAAGCAGAAUUUGAAGAUGAAAUAAAUAAACAAAUGACUUAUAAUUAUUAAAACUAAAAAAAUUAUCAAUUAUCUAUGGAUUAAAAUUAACUAUUAGCAUUUUAAUAUUGAAAUAGUAAUUUUAUAUUUAAAAUAACGAAAAUUAAUAAUUGAUGAAUACAUAUGUUUGUCAUAAAAUGUCAGUAUUUUUUAAUGAUUACAUGAAAUGAACAAAAAAAGAGUCUGUGUAAGUUGUCAAUACACAGAUAUGUAUCCAGGUUAAUGUAUAAAUGGAUGAUUAGCUAUUUAUCUAUUUAAAUUAUACAGAUUAUAAAACAAUGAGCGGCAGUUUUGAAUGGAAUAUAUGCCAAAAGCUUUAGUGUUAUUACUGUUUUCUACUAUCACAUAAAAGAAUCAUAAACAUGGAACGAAAAAAAUAGCAGUGAGUGUUUUAUAUAUUAAGAAGAAAAAAGUUUAAUCACAACGAGAUGCCCCUAUCAAUUCUUUUGAAAAAAGCUAGCAGCUACAUAUUGGGUGAUAGUAGCUCAAAUAGUCAAAAUGUUAUUUACCAGGAUGGAGAAGCUCUUUUUUGUAAAAAUAAUGUUUGUGUUCAUCCGCCGAGUUUAUUCAGACAAAAUUGUGAAAUAAUUCAUCAUCCUGGAUAUAUGACAGUAAUUUGUAGGCUUGAUAAAAAUACCAAUGUUCCCAGUCUUCAUUUAAGUUGGAUCCCGAACAGUACAUUAUGUAAGCAUCCUACAGCUUUGGAGAAUAUCAUUUUAAGAAAAGAUGUACCGGUGUCAGAAGGAACAUCGUUAAAUAAAAUAAAUGACGACGAGAGCUCAAUUAAUUCCGAAAAAAUCGAUGUUUGUUUGGAAGUUAAAGAACCCCUAGAUUGUAAAGAUUGUGAAAGAAUAUGUUCAGGUGGUUUAUUCAAUGAAGAAUCAUUGUCCGAUACUGAACAAUCAUGUAAAAAAAAUUUCAAUAAUCAAGAAUUAAAUAAGGUACAAAAUAAUGAAGAACCCAGUGAAUCUACUAUGGGAAAAAGAGUAUUUUCUACAAUAAUAAAAGAAAAAAUUGCCUCGUCUAAUGAUGAAUUGCGAGGAAUUAAUUUAAAUAAUUUAAAGUCAAGAUCACAUGAUCAAGGAUCAAUGGAGAGUCUUAAUUAUGGAAUUGAGCCAAAGAGUAUCAGUACUAUUUCUUUAAAUUCUUGCUGUAGUUUGUCUACUUCAUUUGAUCAUGAGUUACCAAAUUGGAUGAGAUCUCCAGAGUUAUUAGCUCAUCAGCAUAAUCUUACAUUUCCUGAAAGUACAACAGCAUCUCCUCUUGCCGUGAGAAGAGCACAUCAAUGUAGAAAAUUUUGCGUCGAUUUGGGACAAAUGCGAUCUCUUAGAUUGUUUUUUGCUGAUCCUGCUUGUACUAGUGGACAGCUUGUAGUAGCGAGUCGAGAAAGUCAAUAUAAAAUACUUCAUUUUCAUCAUGGGGGUUUGGAUAGACUUGCAACUAUUCUUCACCAAUGGCAUCAUUUGGUUUAUUCUAAACCAGAUCAAACAGCCGACUGCGAAGGGUCUUUACCUUAUCGACAUUUCAUGGUAUGUAGGCCGGAAAUAGCCAGGGACGAGCUGCAUCCUGAGGAAGGAAAAGUGCCCAUGAUAACCUCAUUAGCAUGGAAAGAUUUGUUAAAUGAAAGAGGACAAGUUGAAGAUGACCUUACACUUCGUAAAGGAAUAUUUUUUGGUGGUCUAGAACCUGCUUUAAGAAAAAUAGUAUGGCCUUUUCUUCUUCACUGUUACUCUUAUCAAACUACUUAUGAAGAUCGGGAACAAAUUGAUGCUAUACGACGUCGAGAAUAUCAAGAAAUAGAAAAUCUUCGAAGUAAUAUGAGUCCAGAACAAGCUGAAAAAUUUUGGAGAAACGUCGUUUGUAUUGUGGAAAAAGAUGUAGUUCGAACAGAUCGUGCUAAUCCAUAUUAUGCUGGAGAAAAUAACCCUAAUAUACAAGUAAUGAAAAAUAUUUUACUCAAUUACGCCGUCUACAAUGCUCAACUUGGUUAUACUCAGGGCAUGUCAGAUCUUCUUGCACCUCUGCUUGUUGAAUUAAAUUCAGAGAUUGAUGCUUUUUGGUGCUUUGCGGGUCUUAUGCAACGAUCUGUAGCUGUUUGUACACCAACGGAUAUGGAUAUGGAUAAGAAUUUAUGUUAUCUUAGAGAGUUAAUCAGGAUUAUGGUACCUGACUUUUAUGCACAUCUGGAAAAAUACACUGAUGCGCUUGAGCUUCUUUUUUGCCAUCGAUGGAUUCUAUUGUGCCUCAAGAGAGAGUUUCCAACAGAAAUGGCUCUAGUCAUGUGGGAAGCGUGCUGGGUCAAUUAUCUAACGGACUAUUUUCAUUUAUUUUUAUGUCUUGCAAUUAUAUGCAUUUACGCGGACGAUGUCAUAGCUCAGGAUUUACGAACGGAUGAAAUGCUGCUUCAUUUUAGUUCUCUUGCCAUGUAUAUGGAUGGUAAUGUAAUCCUACGUAAAGCUCGUGGAUUACUUCAUCAGUUUCGACAACUGGAUCGAUUACCCUGUACUUUAGCUGGUCUUUGUCGUCAAUGUGGUCCUGGAAUGUGGGAUAGCAGCCAUGAUCCUGUUAUCGAAUGCGUAGAACAUGAAGAUUCAGUGUGUCCUUAUAUAGAAAAUUAUCAAAAUGUCAAAUAUUAAAUUUUAUGGAGUAUA
This is a messenger RNA of Chelonus insularis, 3071 nucleotides long. RefSeq names its product TBC1 domain family member 16 (gene TBC1D16). The record is from RefSeq and is a predicted model, not a curated record. The transcript has 3 exons. Gene Ontology annotation, cellular component: early endosome. Gene Ontology annotation, molecular function: GTPase activator activity. Bases 849 to 3056 code for a protein of 735 amino acids. NCBI's taxonomy places the organism in Eukaryota, Metazoa, Arthropoda, Insecta, Hymenoptera, Braconidae. Gene Ontology annotation, biological process: activation of GTPase activity.